Molecule: messenger RNA, 912 nt
Organism: Sodiomyces alkalinus F11
Lineage: Eukaryota; Fungi; Ascomycota; Sordariomycetes; Glomerellales; Plectosphaerellaceae
Product: S-adenosyl-L-methionine-dependent methyltransferase
Exons: 2
Coding region: 1-912 (303 amino acids)
Biological process (GO): peptidyl-lysine monomethylation; peptidyl-lysine dimethylation
Cellular component (GO): cytoplasm
Molecular function (GO): protein-lysine N-methyltransferase activity
Source: RefSeq, a predicted model, not a curated record
AUGUCGUCCAAACCUACUCACCUCGAACCCUCGAAGCUCGGAACAAAAGAAUACUGGGACAACCUGUACGCCUCCGAACUGCAAAACCACGCCUCGAACCCCCGCGACGAAGGCACCGUCUGGUUCGACGACGCCGACGCCGAAUCCCGCACCGUGCUCUACCUCGACCAGCUCACCGAAUCCGCCACCUUCGACCACGAGAUCCGCCGCGAGGACGCCUCCUUCCUCGACCUCGGCUGCGGGAACGGGAGCCUCCUGUUCGCCCUCCGCGAAGACGGCUGGCGCGGCCCCAUGCUGGGCGUCGACUACUCCGCCGCCAGCGUCGCCCUGGCGCGCCAAGUCGCCGAGAAGCGGAAGGAGCGCCGCGGCGGUGACGACGACGAUCAUAUGGACCAAGACGAAGAUGAAGACGAGGCGGGAGGCGACCAGGAUGCGAUGGACGAGGUCGUCGACGUACCUUCAGAAACACAGGACGACGACGACGAAGAAAAAGAAGAAGAAGAAAUCCCCUCGGUCGAAUUCGCCGAAUGGGACGUCCUCCGCGGCCCGCUGGAGGUCGCGCUCGGCGGCGCCCAGGCAAAGACCGGCUGGGACGUCGUCCUGGACAAGGGCACCUUCGACGCCGUAUGUCUUUCCCCGGAACAGGACGCCCAGACCGGCCGCCGCGUGUGUGAAGGGUACCGUGCCCGCGUGCUGCGUCUCCUGAAACCGGGCGGCCUCUUCCUCGUCACGAGUUGCAACUGGACCGAGGAUGAGCUGCGGGCCUGGUUUGAGGAUGCCGACACCGCCGAGGUGGACGAGGCUGGCAGCUUGGCCGCUGUCGGCUCCAUUGAGUAUCCUAGUUUCCAGUUUGGCGGCGCCAAGGGUCAAGCCAUCAGUACGCUCUGCUUCCAGAAACAUGCUAAGAGGUAG